AUGCUCCUGAUGCACAUCUCACCCAGCGUGAAGCUGGAAAACCUUGGCUCCAGGGGGAAAGGUUGUUGGCAUAAAACGUAUGAUGAGGAGGCCUGUCCUGAGCAGAGUGUAUGUGUACACGGGGAGUCACAGGUCACGACGUCUAAGACAGAACCAGCAACCCAGAGGACCCAUGUGUGUAAGCGGUGUUUCUCUGUGUUCAAAGCCAUUCUGCACCUGACUGAGUCACAGGCAGCGUACCUUGAGCAGAAUGCCUUCUUCAAUGACACAUGUGUGAGAGACGUCUGUUUCAGUGCAACCCCUCACCAGCAACAGAGGGAAGCCAGUGGAGAGAAGCCCUGGAAAGAAGCUGUGGACAGGGCCUCGUUUGUGACCAGGUGCAGCUUCCUAUCAGGGCUGCCUCCAUCCAGGAGGGAGGGUGGGGAAGACUUGACAGCCAUCUCAGAGUUUCUCCAGCCCCAGGCCCCUCUCAACACUGAAGAGCCACACGGUGGCAGUGAGAUUUCCCAGAAACUUCUCAGUGGAAAAGGUCAUAACCAGUGGGGUCAAUGUGAAAAUGCUGCCAGCCACAACCAGAAAGUUGUUCAACAGAGCGUCUGCUCUGGAGGAGUGAAUUAUGAAUGUAACAAAAAUGGAAAAUUUUUUAGAGGAAUCUCUAACCUCAUUCGAUAUAGGAAAGUUCACACUGGAGAAAAGCUGUAUGAGUGUAGUGACUGUGGGAAGUCAUUCAGGUAUAUCUCUGUUAUUCAUCAGCACCAGACAGUUCACACUGGGAAAAAUCCAUAUGAGUGUACGGAUUGUGGCAAGACUUUCAGUCAUAGGUACAACCUCACUAAACAUCAGAGUGUUCAUACUGGAGAAAAACCUUAUGAGUGCAGUUAAUGCUGGAUGUCCUUCAGACGUAGGUGUAACCUCACUGAACACCAGAGAGUUCACACUGGAGAGAAACCUUAUGAGUGCAGUGAAUGUGGGAAAUCUUUUAGAUGCCAUGGUCAUCUUUUUACCCACAGGAGAAUUCACACUGGAGAAAAACCUUAUGAAUGUAGUGAAUGUGGGCAGUCCUUCAGAGAAAGGAGUACUCUUACUAAGCACCAGAGAGUUCACACAGGAGAAAAACCUUAUGAGUGUAGUGAAUGUGGGAAGUCCUUUAGAGGAAGGAGUAACCUCACCGAACACCAGAGAGUUCACACUGAAGAAAAACCGUAUGAGUGUAGUGAAUGUGGGCAGUCCUUCAAAAUAAGGUGUGCCCUUACUAAGCACCAGAGAGUUCACACUGGAGAAAAACCUUAUGAGUACAGUGAAUGUGGGAAGUCCUUUAGACGAAGGUGUAUCCUCACUGAACACCAGAGAAUUCACACUGGAGAAAAACCUUAUGAAUGCAGUGAAUGUGGGAAAUCUUUUAGAUGCCAUAGUAAUCUUUUUAAGCACAGGGGAGUUCACACAGGAGAAAGGGCUCAUGAGUGUAGUGAAUGUGGGAAAUCCUUUAGCCAAAAAACUAGCCUCCUUUGACACCUGAUUGUUCACAAUGGAGAAAAGCUUUGA
This is a messenger RNA of Myotis davidii, 1542 nucleotides long. RefSeq names its product zinc finger protein 501-like. The record is from RefSeq and is a predicted model, not a curated record. Gene Ontology annotation, molecular function: DNA-binding transcription repressor activity, RNA polymerase II-specific. Lineage: Eukaryota; Metazoa; Chordata; Mammalia; Chiroptera; Vespertilionidae. Gene Ontology annotation, biological process: negative regulation of transcription by RNA polymerase II.